GCUGUCGUCCAAUUCCGCGCAUCAAAAAGAAGAAAACUGACUCAGUGUAGGUUAUCUGAAGAUAAAUAUCGAAGCGGCGACACACAGUUUAUGUUUGGUAAAGAAGAUGGCAAUGAUUCCAAACUACGAACAGCUUGUUUUCUCACCGCCUCCAUGUGAAAUAUUAAAGAUUGUUUCGGAGAAGGAAAAUGAAAUUUGUGAAUAUGAUGACGGGUUGGAAGCUCGUUUUGAGGGAGAUAAGUGUGCGUGGCUUUCUGACAGAAAAAAACUGACUUUACCGCCAGAAUUGUGUUCGAAACUGGGAUGUUCCGCGGAGGAAAUGUCAUUUGUGACAGGUGGUGUUCAACAAUAUUUGAACAGACAUCAGAAAUUCACUAAAACGAUGGACAACAGCAGCUGUUUUCAAGUCGAUGCUCAACCAAACUGUGCUCAACCUCGUCGAUUAAACUCACCAACAAAUUUCAGUUCACUGCCUGUGUAUGUAAAGCUACACAUUUUCUCUUUCCUGGAUGCUCAGGACCUGUGUCGUUUGUCACUGGUGAACAGGGAAUGGUUGUCAUUAACCAGUGAUAGUGUUCUGUGGAACAAUCUACUAGAGCAAGAUAUGGUCACGUGGUCAGUGAUUGGUCACAUGACCAACCCAGCAGUGUACAGAGAAGUGGAUUCUGAUUGGUCAGAUAAGGAAAUCUAUCUACAAUGUUGCCCAAAGAUGAGAAAGUUGAUGAGACAAGAAAACUUUGCCUUUAUGAACAUCUCCACCAUGCUGCGUGCAUUCCUUCCCAAAAAAGUUCCCAAGAUUGCCAUGUUUGGCCCUGGUUUAGAGUCUAGCACCAGUGGGAUAGUGAGGAAAAUUCUAUAUGAGAAGAACAACUUAUUCGACAUCAAACAACUCUUUCCAGGACAGUUUGAAGGUGUUGGCUCUGGAAUGACGCUUCAGAUGAGAUCUGGCCUGAAGUUUGAUCUCACUGUGCUGUAUUCGGCCACAAGGAUGGAGAGAGAAAACGGAGGCAUCAAUCGCAUGCAGCGCAGUAGGUUGGUUCAACGAAACCUACAUCAGAUGGAGGAGGGCCAGAGCGAGGCUGCGGGAUAUGAGCUAACACAGGCUGUGCGCGACCUCUGCCGGACCCUGGAUGCAUUUAUCUAUGUUGUAGAUGCAACAGUGGAGUCAUUUCCAGAAAAUGUGAAUAAUACCGAGCUAUGUGCCAUGGUGAAUGAGCGCUGGUCAGCCACUCAUGUUCCCGUGUUGGUAUUGUCCUGUGUGAGAAACGCUUCCAUCCAACGUACGCCCUGCGUAAAAGUCGUUGACCAAUUACAGCUGAGCAGACUCGACAAGCCUUGGCAAGCACAUGACGUUGAUGUGGACACACUAGAUGGCGUUGUUGAUGGUGUGCACUGGCUAAUAGAGCAGUCCCAUAGACGGUGAUUCUGUGUAGUCCACAUAAGGUGUUCUGAUGGUGUGCCACAGAUGGGUCUACCUGAAGGGUUGAGAAUGUCAGUGAGCACACAUAACACAGGAAAAGCUGUAUACGUGCUGAUAUGGAUGUAGACUUGCUGGAUGGCAGUUCUUUGACUUGUUCACUCAAACUUGCCUCCCUGAAGUCUUGAGAAUGUCAGCAAGGACACAUUGCCUAAGACUGGCCGUAUCAACUGGGAAUGUGAUAGAAAUGCUGAAUCAAGGUUUAGGCAUGUAGCCUAGAAUGGGCUCUACUGGCAUUAUGUAUGUAUGAAUGGGGCUUAAUGUGGUACUUACUUUAAGCAUUUGCUCCUUCAUUUGACGACCAGGAGUCAUUAGGUGUGUGUACAUAGACUGUGUCUUCUUGUAAGAGGACGAGUCCAUGCCGCUAAAAUGCUGCCAAGACUGAAGUAUCAUGGCGAAGACACCAGACGUGACACCCCACCCAGUCACAUUGUACUGACACCGAGCAACCAGUCCUUGCUCUAACCUCUCAGCGCUGAACGCCAAGCGAUGCAGCAACAAGUCUUUAGCAUGACCUGAUCCGGGUUUGAUCCUGAGUCUCCUGACUUUGAUACGGGCGCCCUAACCACUAAGCCCCAGAAGCAAUCUACUAGCAUUACAUUUUUUUUGUUGCAUUUAAAAGUCAAAGAUGUGCUACAUUUAGGGUAGUUUAUUAGGGUACUCUAGUGAAAAACAGCCAUUUGGAUUAAGGCAUACAAUAUGGUGGUGUGAUCAGCAGUUGUAACUGAAUAUUUCAUGACUAUAAUGGGACACAACUCAUGUUCUUUAAGAUAAGUGCAUAUUCAUGAUUGUAGCCUAAUGCUCAGAUCCACAUGGACUCCUCCAUUCAGCAUAAUACACUGACAAUACUGGGCUGUCUGUAAACCUUAACACAGGUGUACCUUAGUAUUUAUUUGAAGAUUGUUGUUCAGUUAGUGGGUUUAACGAGCACUCUUAUAUGCCACCAGGGGGCCUCCGUGUCUCAGCUGAAUAGUGUGCUAGCGCAGCGUCAUUGACCCAGGAGUCUCUCACCAAUGCGGUCGCUAUGAGUUCAAGUCCAGCUCAUGCUGGCUUCCUCUCCAGUCGUACGUGGGAAGGUCUGCCAGCAACCUGUGGAUGGUUGUAGUUUUCCCCUGGGCUCUGCCCGGUUUCCACCCACCAUAAUGCUGGCCACCGUCGUAUAAGUGAAAUAUUCUUGAGUACAGCGUAAAACACCAAUCAAAUAAAUAAAUAUU
This is a messenger RNA of Liolophura sinensis, 2691 nucleotides long. Its product is annotated as F-box only protein 4-like. Lineage: Eukaryota; Metazoa; Mollusca; Polyplacophora; Chitonida; Chitonidae. The record is from RefSeq and is a predicted model, not a curated record. Gene Ontology annotation, cellular component: SCF ubiquitin ligase complex. The transcript is spliced from 6 exons. Gene Ontology annotation, molecular function: protein binding. The coding region runs from base 107 to 1423 and encodes 438 amino acids. Gene Ontology annotation, biological process: SCF-dependent proteasomal ubiquitin-dependent protein catabolic process; protein polyubiquitination.